Molecule: messenger RNA, 540 nt
Organism: Penicillium lagena
Lineage: Eukaryota; Fungi; Ascomycota; Eurotiomycetes; Eurotiales; Aspergillaceae
Product: U2 snRNP complex subunit MSL1
Exons: 3
Coding region: 1-540 (179 amino acids)
Biological process (GO): mRNA splicing, via spliceosome
Cellular component (GO): U12-type spliceosomal complex
Molecular function (GO): U12 snRNA binding; pre-mRNA intronic binding
Source: RefSeq, a predicted model, not a curated record
AUGCCCCCACGCGGUGCUGCUGACGGCAAGGCCGCAGCCACUGGUCCUCCUAACCAAACGCUCUACUGCACCAACCUCCCGGACAAGCUUCGCAAGUAUGAUCUGCGGCUAUCGCUGUAUACGCUAUUCUCGACCUACGGGCCCGUGUUGGAUGUCGUGGCCAUGAAAACGAACAAGAUGCGAGGACAGGCCCAUAUUGUGUUCAAGGAUGUCCAGGCCAGCACACAAGCCCUGCGGGCCCUUCAAGGAUUUGACUUCUUCGGAAAAGAGAUGAAAAUCGUCUAUGCCAAGGGCCAAUCGAAUGUGAUCGCUAAACUGCGUGGCAUGUACAUCGCACCGGCCACGGCUGAAGGGAUGGGGGUGUCGACGGAUCUUCAAAAGUCCAUCUUCAGCGGUCCCCCCGGCGCACUGCCCCCCAAACCGGGAGUCAAUGGCGCACAUGGCGUGAAGAGACCCCGGGAGGAGGAGAGUGAUGAAGAAGAAGCCCCGAUGGAGGAAGACAGUGACGUUCCCAUGGAAGCUUCGUCGGACGAGGAUUAA